AAUCCUCUGCCCUUCUCGAGUUUUUCUAUAGCCGUUCCGCUCGAACUCGCCUCUGUGAAGGGGAAGGAGGAAGAGACAGACGACGACUCCGCCGAGAUCUGCCGACCUCAGAUCCAGCUAGAUCCGGCUAGAUCCAGCCUCUUCGACCAUUUGGAUUUGUUUCUACACGAUUCUUCACUCCGGAUCUCGUUCCUGAAUUCCUGGUUCAGAAUGUUGCGGGAUCUGAGGAUUUUUCGCCGGCACUCAAACGCUGGGAAGGCGCACACCUCGGAGAGCAACGAUGAGAACCUUGCUGCAGAUCCCUCACACCCGCCGGAUUCUCAGCCUGAAUCCGACCCAGGUCGGGCGCCUCUUUUGACGAUACAGGACCAAAACCCUAGUACGGGGGUGGAUCAAGGAACGAUUUUGAGAAGGAAGCUGGAGACGACUCCCUCGAAGAGCCAGGCGAAUGGUCCAGACUCGUCUCACUUGCAGUUCCGCACGCCUGAAAAAAUGACGGGUCGGCGCAGGUUCAGUUUGGCGACGAAGGGGGAAUUGGGAGCGAGUGGAGCGGAGUGUGGCGACGAUCUGAGCUGUCAUGGGCCUAACAGCCACCUUCCGCCGUUAUGCCGUGGUCCAGGUGGUGGAUACGGGUUGAAUACACCUCGGGCAUGUAGGACAACUGGGAGGGCGUCGUCAGUGCAUUCAGAUUGCAGUUCCACUCAAAGUACCCCAACGAAGAGUGUCUCGAAGCCUGCCAACUCUGGUUUCAGCAACACUCGUCCUCCACUUAGUGUGGGGAGUAGGACAAUUAGUAUGGCUUCAAAAGUGGCACCAUUGUUGGUCACCACGCCGUCUGUAGUGAAUUCACUCGAAGUUCCUCACUUUGAGCUGAAGGAGGAUCCAUCGUUCUGGAUGGAUCAUAAUGUUCAGGUUGUCAUUCGUGUUCGUCCACUUAAUACUACAGAGAAAAACCUCCAAGGUUUCCGUAGAUGCUUGAAGCAAGAAAGUGCACAUAACAUCACUUGGAUAGGACAACCAGAAACUCGAUUUACAUUCGACUAUGUAGCCUGUGAAACAAUCAAUCAGGAGAUGCUUUUUCGAGUUGCUGGUUUGCCAAUGGUUGAGAAUUGCAUGUCUGGAUAUAAUAGUUGUGUGUUCGCAUAUGGACAGACAGGAAGUGGAAAAACAUAUACGAUGCUCGGAGAGUUUGGUGAACUAGAAGUGAAACCUAGUCUGAAUCGUGGAAUGACUCCAAGGAUAUUUGAAUUUCUGUUUGCAAGAAUCAAAGCGGAGGAAGAAAGCAGGAGAGAUGAAAACAUAAAGUACAGUUGCAAGUGUUCUUUCCUUGAAAUUUACAAUGAACAAAUUACUGAUCUUCUAGAUCCUUCCUGCAGCAAUCUACUUCUGCGGGAAGAUAUUAGGAAAGGUGUUUAUGUAGAAAACCUUUCUGAGUAUGUAGUGGAGAAUGUCCAUGACAUUCUGAAGCUUCUCAUACAGGGUGCUGCAAACAGGAAAGUGGCAGCGACAAAUAUGAACCGUGAGAGCAGUCGUUCACACAGUGUUUUUACUUGUAUAAUUGAGAGUAGAUGGGAAAAAGAUUCGACCAUGAACUUACGAUUUGCAAGACUAAAUCUUGUUGAUCUAGCUGGUUCUGAAAGACAGAAAACCUCAGGGGCUGAAGGUGAACGCCUGAAGGAAGCUGUGAAUAUUAAUAAAUCCUUAUCAACACUAGGUCAUGUGAUAAUGGUUUUAGCUGAUGUGGCUCAUGGGAAGCAGAGACAUGUUCCUUACAGGGAUUCAAGGCUUACGUUUCUCCUCCAAGAUUCUCUAGGUGGCAAUUCUAAAACCAUGAUAAUUGCAAAUGUCAGCCCUUCCAUAUGCUCCGCUAAUGAGACUCUAAGUACCCUUAAAUUUGCCCAGCGAUCAAGACUCAUUCAGAACAAUGCUGUUGUAAAUGAAGAUGCUUCAGGAGAUGUAAUUGCAUUGAGGCAACAAAUACGCUUGUUAAAGGAGGAACUAGCGGUUCUUAAACGUCAAAAUGUCUCAAGAUCUUUAUCAUUUAGAACAGCAAUUUUUGAAGAUUGUAAGAGUGAAACUGCUGAUGAUAUUUCUGUGGAGAGGUUCCCAAUAAUGACUGAAGCAAAUGUUGAUGAGUUGCAGACUGAUGACAAUUUGAACAGCAUAAAAGUUUCAAUGAAGCAGUUGAAGUCACUGGAAGCUAUUCUAGCUGGUGCACUUCGAAGAGAGAAAAUGGCCGACACAACAAUCAAGCAACUCGAAGCUGAAAUUGAACAGUUAAACCGUCUGGUUCGACAAAGAGAGGAGGAUACUCAAAGUACUAAAAUGAUGCUGAAAUUUCGGGAGGACAAGAUCCGACGAAUGGAAAGUAUUUUGGAAGGCCAAAUGCCAAUUGAUUCAUAUUUAUUGGAGGAAAAGGCUGCUCUUUCAGAGGAGAUGCAAUUACUUCGUGCAAAAGUUGAUAGGAAUCCUGAAGUGACUCGCUUUGCUUUGGAAAACAUCAGGCUCUUAGAUCAACUGCGAAGGUACCAGGACUUUUGCGAAGGAGAGAGAGAAUUUUUAUUGACUGACAUAACAGAGUUGCGCAAUAAGCUUAUUCAAGUCUUUGAUGGAAAAUCUGAGCUUGAUCAACUUUUGAAGUCUGACAUGGUAGGCCAGGCUGGAAAUUCCUUAUUUGCUUGUUCAUCCCGAGAUAGUGAAUCAUUGUUUGCACAAUUAAACAAGACCAAUCAAGAGUUAGAAAGUUGCAAGAGUGAGCUCCAGUCUUGCUUAGAAACAAAUGAAAGGCUCACUAGAGAGAUAAACAAUCUUCAUGCUGAACUAAAUGAUACUAUGUCUGCCAAUCAUGUUCAGCAUGCCAGCCUCGAGCAUCAAAACAGUGGAAAGUUAGAAUCAUAUCAAAUAGAACACCAAUUCUACCAAUCGAAGGCAGAAUGCUCACAUGAUAUAGCUAAGCAAGUUGAGGAAAUUUUGAAUUUGCAGCUGGAGUUGGAUAUAGUCAAAACAAUCCUAGCAGAGGAGAGAUCAUCUCGUACACUGGUGGAGGAAAGAGCUGAUCAUUCUAAUAAUGAGUUUAAAUCGGCUAAAGAAAGGGUAUUAUAUAUGACUAAGCAGUACGAUGAUAUAAAGAAUGAACUAAAAGAUGCAAGAUCCAUAAUUGAAGCAAUUGAAUCAGAACAAAUAUUGCUAAUAAAUGACCUUGAAGGGACAAGGGACAAGUGCGACCAGCAAGAAGAACUUUUAAAGAAGCAAGAUGAGGAGAUAUCCUUAUUGAGAAACCAGCUUUCUUUCCAUUCCAAUGAGAUAACACAGCUGUCAUUAGUUCAAGGGGAGCAGAAAGACGUUCCUCUUCAAAGUCAUGAUAUUGAGGAUUCGCCAUUGCAAAUUAAACUGAGAAAAAUGCAAGUUUCUCUAGAAAAGGCAAGAGAUCUGAACAUUAGGUUAAGUGAUCAGGUAUCUCAAAUUUCUCUCGAACAAGAAAUGGAGGAAGUCCGGAGACAGGUUGAGAUAGAGACUGCUGAGGUGAUUGUAUGCUUGCAGGAAGAACUUGUAGCACUUCAGAAACAAGCAGAUGAUAGCAAAAAGAAUGAGGCCAUUUGUAAGCAGAACCUGAUUGCUUUAGAAGCUGAACUGAAAGAGCAUCAGGUAAGACUGUGUCUGGUAAAUGAGGAGAAUGGAAAGCUUCAUGAAGUGGUUGAUGAAAAAGAGAGGGAGCUAAGGUCCUUGGCUGAUAAUUGGAAAGCCUUAGCAUCUGAAAUUAUGAAUAUUCUUGCUGAUGGAAAUAAUUCUCUUGACAAAGCAACUGAUCAGAUGGCUUCCAUUUCUGAUUCCUUUCCACAAAGGAAUUGGAUAGGUGAGCAAGUUGGGAGGAUAAUUAGGAGCAUUUCUGAUAGAGAUCUGCUUAUAGAAGAACUUCAGAAAAGCUUGGAGGCGGCACAGGGCAUAAGGGGUGACAUGGAACAGAAGUUGAGCUCUUUAAAGGGAGCAACACUUGCAAUAACUGAGGCUCAACUGCAGGAAAGUAAUGACAAAGAAAGAGAGAUAGUUCGACUUUCCUCAGAUAUAGAAGAGAAGGAAUCUACUCUUACAGAAUUAAAGAAGAAGAUUGAAGCUAAUGAAGAACAAAUUAAGAAAUCUGAGCUUUGUGCCACUGUUGCAUUCAUGACUGUCGGCAAGUUGUCCGAGAUGAAUGAAGUCCAUCUUCGUGAGAUUGCACAAGUGAAACUCCUGCUUGAGGCUCAGCUGCAGGAAAGUCAUGACAAAGAAAGAGAGAUAGUUCGACUGUCCUCAGAUAUAGCAGAGAAGGAAUCUAUUCUUUCAGAAUUCGAGAAGAAGAUUGAAGCUAAUGAAGAACAAAUUAAGAAAUCUGAGCUAUGUGCCACUGCUGCAUUCAUGACUGUGGGCAAGUUGUCCGAGAUGAAUGAAGUCCAUCUUCGUGAGAUUGCACAUGUGAAACUCCUGCUUGAGGCUCAACUGCAGGAAAGUCAUGACAAAGAAAGAGAGAUAGUUCGACUGUCCUCAGAUAUAGCAGAGAAGGAAUCUAUUCUUUCAGAAUUCGAGAAGAAGAUUGAAGAUAAUGAAGAACAAAUUAAGAAAUCUGAGCUAUGUGCCACUGCUGCAUUCAUGACUGUGGGCAAGUUGUCCGAGAUGAAUGAAGUCCAUCUUCGUGAGAUUGCACAUGUGAAACUCCUGAUUGAUGAAUCGAAAGAAGUAAUUUCAGAGAAAGAGAGUGUAUUACACCAUCAAAUUAUUUUGAAUGUCAAUGCGGAGAAAGAAAUACAGGCUCUUAGCAUGAAAUUGAAGCAGAAUGAAGAUAUCAUUGCCGAACUAAAACAACUUUUCAAGGACCAGGAAAGAGCCCGGGAAUUGGAGAAAAUGGAAAGGAAAGAGGAUGAUAAGCUUUCAAAAGUUACAAGAUGUAUAAAUGAGUUCAAAUCUAGACUGAAUGCUAUUAAAUCUUGUAUGAAUGAUGUGUCAGAACCAGUUACUGGCCGUGCUGAAGUACAGAGUGUUGGAAGAUGUACUAAAGGUGAAAGCCACAUUUCAGUGGACCAAAUGAAGGAUAACAUGAUCCCUGAUUCUGAGAAGCAUGAGCUGCAAAUUGUUAGAGGCCUAUUAAAUGUUGGCUCUGACAAAUUACUGAGCAAUACUGAGUGCGAGUCUUCUUGUGGAUAUAUGUCAGAAAACUCCUUUGAAAAACAAUCCAUGAUGGAGGAAAUGCAGACUGCAGUUAGAAACCUACAGGAUGUACAGACUCAGAUGGUUCAAGUAGUGGAGGAAAAUAAACAACUUAAGAAGUCUAAGAAGUUAAGUCAAACAUUUAUUGCAAAACUUAGAGAUGAUGUUCUUCAACUGAAAUUUGAGAUGGUCGAAAAAGAAGAAGUUUUCAAACUUGGAUUGCAGCAGUUGGAAAAUAAGCUUCAGUCCAUGGAAAACAAUACUACGGAAAAUAGUACCUACUGGCAGAAGACCAAAGAGGCGCUCGAGAUUGAAGUGAAUGAUACAAAGGCUAUGGCAGCACAGAAAUCAAUUGAGGCUAUUCAUCUUCUAGCUAAGGUUGAGGAGGCUCAAGCAACAAUGCAAGAGGCUGAUAUCAUGGUCAACAUGCUGCUGCAAGCAAAUGAAACAGCAAAACUUGAUAUAGAGCAACUCCAGGACACCAAAACCACAUUAUGCUAUGAAAAAGAAUGUUUGGUUGAUGAGAUGCAAUGUUUAAAACUUUCUUUAGAAAUGAAGGAGAAAGAAUAUAAAUCCUUGGAGAAGAAUUUCAAAUCAACACUCAUACACACAAAGGAUUUAGUUCUGGAUCUAGAAGAUGUUUACAGGAAUACACAGGAGGCUUUUACUGAUAAUUUUGAGUCUCUAGCACAAGAGCUUGAAUUAAUAAAAUCCCAUGUUCAAGAAUACAAAGAGUCGACCAGAAGUUGUUUGGAAGAGACUUGGUGUGAGAUAAUCCGGAAGGAUUGUGCUCUAUCUGUGUUGCAUCUUUGUCACAUGGGAAUCUUGAUAGAGAGAAUAACUGGGCUCGACAUGGAGAAUAGAUUGCUUCAACAUGGGCUUUGUAGGUCUAAUAUUGUAAUUGCUGAUCUGAGCGAACGCAAUGUUAAAUCCAAAAAAGAACUUGAAAUGUGUAGCAUUCUUAAGGGUAAGUUGCUAGUUGACAUCAAUAAUGGUUUCAACCGCAUUGCAAGAAAGGAAGCUGAAACAAAUGAAUUCAAUGAGAGGCUGAAUAUAUUUGAAAAUAAAAUUUUGAAAUUGCAAUUGCAAGAAGCAUCAAUGUUGGCUAGAUCAAACUCCAUUGUUUCUGAACUUAGUGUCUUGAUGAAAGAUUUGGAUGACAAAAACAGGAUUGGACUAACAGUAUUGUCAAGCCAGGAGAAACUUUUGGCGGAAAAAGAAAAGGAACUUGAAGCUAAAACACAACUAUUGAGUGAAGUGCAGAUGGUGAAUGGAAUGCUUAUUAGUUCCUUUAGGCAAGAGUUAGAUCUACUUCAUGAUGAACCCAAAAUUCAGAUGGAACCAGAUGUUUCUAUCAUUGGCAAUAAGAGAUGCUGCAAAGAUUCUGAACUCAUAGAAAACUUGACGAAUCACAGAACUGAGUUGAUUAUCACUGAUUCAUUUGCAAAUGAAAUUGAAUUACUUGUUCUUUUUUCAGAGCUGGAGCUGAAUAUGCUUGGUAAUAACCAAAUGGCUUCACGCAUAGCUGAGUUAGAAAGAGAGAUAUGCAUUUCCAAUUCCAUGAUUGAAAACAUUAAGUUAGAACUAAUCUUAAGCAAAGUCAAUGGUGAAUUACACUGCAAGGAGAUGCAUUUCUUGUACAAUGAAAAUGAAAAAAUGAAGAUUGAACUACUGGAGCUGCAGGAAGAUCAUUUGAAAAUCACCAAAGAGUUGCAGGACAAAGUUUACUCACUGGAAGCUUUUACAACAUAUCUAGAAUCAGAUCUAAGCAGGAAAACAGUGGAACUACGGGAUUUAGUAAAUGCUCAUACUGUUAUAUCUAAGGAACUUGGUACAAAAACUGAAUUUUUUAACAUUCAGAGCGAGGAAACAAAGUCCUUAAAGUCUGAGAAUGACUGGUUGAAAAACAAACUACUUUCAGUGCAGACUGAGAAUACUGGAACUUUUUAUAUGCUUGGCCACAGGAUUAGGCAUGGCUCUGAGUUAGCUCAAUACAUAGAUCUCACUGUGAGUAGAUUAUUCCAUGAAAUUGAUGGUAUGUUCCUUUUAAUGAUGGAGAGGAUGCAUCGGGAUAAUUUUGAGCAUAGCACAAUGGCAAAAAAGUUCAUUGAUGAAAUAGAUAUUUUAGGGAUAGCUAUGAAAACCUUGGUUUCUGAGAAUUCUCAAUUUCAGUCAGAGUUGAUGCAUAAAGAUGAAAUUAUAAAAGGCAUUCUGUUUGAUUUGAGUUUAUUACAGGAGCAUGCAUCUAUUGAGAAGGAUCAAGAGGAUGAACUCAAGGAGAUGGCUACAACAAUAGAGUCUUUAGAGGAUGAACUUAAAUCGAGAUCACAUGAACUGGAUGAAGCUGUUUGUCAGUGGAAGAGGCUAGAGGCUAAACUGUUAGAGAAAAAUGAUUUAAUAUCAUCUCUUGAAUGUCAACUUGCAGAAAAGAAUGAGAUGUUAACCAUAAUAUAUGCUGAGAAUUAUGAGCUGAAAUCUCACAUGCAGCAAGUUUCUAAUAUGAAGUCCUCCCUGGAGGAAGAUAUAAAAGGGAAGGGAGUAGUUAUUGAAAGGCUGGAAGAAGACAUACUUGAUUUGAGCACGGCAAUUGGUGAAAGGAACAAUAUAAUUGAAGAUUUGCAGAAUGAAAUAAGCAAGCAUAAAGAAGAAAAGGAUCAACUUGAUUCCGAGGUGCUUGCCUUGAAAGAAAAGAUGGAAAUGUUACAAGCUCAAGCUGAAGAAAAUGAAGCUAUUGCAACGGAAGCUCGCCAGAUAGCAAAAGCAAGAACAGCGUAUGCUGAAGAAAAGGAAGAAGAGGUCAAGCUAUUGGAACAGUCUAUUGAGGAGCUAGAGUGCACAGUGUAUGCAUUAGAAAACCAGGCUGAUAUUGUUAAAGAGGAAGCAGAAAAACAGCGAUUGCAGAGAGAAGAAAUUGAACUUGAACUUCAUUCGGUGCGGGAUCACGUUGUGCAGCAGAAUGUACAAGUUCUUCAGAAAGAAAUUGUAAAAAGAGAUGCAGAGAUUGUCCAAUUCAAAGCUCACAUAUCUGAGCUGAAUAUGCAUGCAGAGGCACAGGCAAGAGAGUACAAACAAAAGUUUAGGGAAUUGGAGGCUAUGGCCCAACAAGUCAAUGGAGACCCAACAUCCUCCAAUGCUGCAAGUUCAUCCACAAUGAAAUCAGAGAAAAGUUCAGCAAAGCCUAGAGGAUCAAGUUCCCCAUUUAAAUGCAUUGGCUUGGGAUUAGUACAACAAAUAAACUCUGAGAAAGAUGAGGACUUAACUGCUGCAAGGCACAAGAUUGAGGAACUUGAAUCAUUAGCUGCAAGCCGACAAAAGGAGAUCUUCAUGCUGAAUACAAGACUAGCACAAGCAGAGAGUAUGACACAUGAUGUUAUCAGGGAUCUCAUAGGUGUCAAGUUAGACAUGACGUCCUUGUUAGAUGAACCUGAAACACCUAAGAUGAAAGAAACAUCUCAAACUCAAAGCACUCGAUCUGGGCUAAAGGAAGACGACAUCAGCAAGCUCAAGAAGGAGCUCAAUGAGUUUAUUGAAGAAAGGCAAAGUUGGUUGCAUGAGAUUAAACAAAAACACAGUGAAAUGGCAAAUGCACGAAUGAUGGCGGAAAAGCUUCGACAGCGGGAACAGUUCCUUAACACUGAAAAUGAAAUGCUAAAGGUUGAAAAUACAAAAUACAAGAAGAUGAUCAUGGAACUUGAGGAUGAAGUCAAGAAGUUUUCAAAUCAUCAAAAUUUCCAGCACCGCAUCCAUCACCAUGCUAAAAUUAAGGAAGAGAACACCAUGUUAAAGAUAGAAAAUGAAGAUAUGACCCUUAGAUUGAAGAGAUCUGAGCAAAUUCUUUCACGAGUGAAGGAAGAGCUUGCUCGCUACCGAUCAUCUAGUGGAAAGGGUCCUUACAUUGACUUUGAUGAAGAAGAGCAACUGAGGAAGGAACUAGAGGAAAGUGAAAGCGAAAGGAUACAGUUAGCCCAGAAGUUGUUGAGCUUGUGUACCUCUAUUUUGAAGGCUGCUGGUUUAAGUGAGCCAACAAACAAUUCAAACCACCCCUCAGCUGCAGAGGAAGGUUUAUGUCGACUAAAGAACCAUAUCAAUUCAUUGGAAAAUGAAUUGGAAGAUUUCAAACUAAAGUGCAAACUACUCGAUGAGAAGAUCCGGCUCUGCCAUCUUCUGCAACAAAUUUCUCCACAGCACUUGAAGACCCAUGAGAACUACCUAUCUUCAAGCACAUCACGAUCUCCCAGUGUGUCCUCAUAACGACAUAAAUGGUAUGCUACAAGGCACAAACAACUUGAAAUUCGAGGCACAUUAUGAAAUUUCAGUAAUUAUAGGAUGAAAUUUUCCUGGAAGAUCAUAUGGAAAAAAAAAAGUAAGCCUGCUUGAAUGAAUUAAAAUAGAAAUGGUGUCAUCACUUGUUAGCAGUUUGCUGACUGAGGAUACUCCCUGCUGAGCUUAGGACCAGUAGUCAAGUUGGCUCCAAUAUUGAAAUAGCUUAGAUUAAGUAGUCAAGUUGGCCUUCUUGAUUCUUGUGGAAUUAUAAUUAUUCUUUUAUACCGUAAAUAAUAUGAAGAAAAAAUGAAGUUCUUUUA
Molecule: messenger RNA, 9761 nt
Organism: Zingiber officinale
Lineage: Eukaryota; Viridiplantae; Streptophyta; Magnoliopsida; Zingiberales; Zingiberaceae
Product: kinesin-like protein KIN-12E
Exons: 37
Coding region: 211-9429 (3072 amino acids)
Biological process (GO): microtubule-based movement
Molecular function (GO): ATP binding; microtubule binding; microtubule motor activity
Source: RefSeq, a predicted model, not a curated record